Molecule: messenger RNA, 416 nt
Organism: Dentiscutata erythropus
Lineage: Eukaryota; Fungi; Glomeromycota; Glomeromycetes; Diversisporales; Gigasporaceae
Source: the annotation of a GenBank genome assembly
CAAGUGCCUUAUUACUUAUGACUAAAGAGGAAGCUGAAGAACUUGGUGUUAAACCAUUGGCUCGUGUUGUUUCAUAUGGUGAUGCGGCCACAGAUCCAAUUGAUUUUACCAUUGCCCCAUCGAAAGCUUUGCCAGUAGCAUUGAAAAAAGCUGGAUUACAAAUUUCGGAUAUUAGUUUAUUCGAAUUUAAUGAAGCAUUCAGUGUGGUAUCACGCGCUAAUGAACAAAUUUUGGGGAUGGAUCCUAAUAAAACCAAUAUUGCUGGAGGUGCUGUGGCAUUAGGUCAUCCAAUUGGUUCAUCGGGUUCUCGUAUUUUGGUAACAUUAACACAUCUUUUAAAACCUGGACAAUUGGGAGCUGCGGCAAUUUGUAAUGGUGGUGGAGGUGCUUCUUCAAUUAUUAUUGAGAGACUUUAA